UGAUAAGACUAAUUGUCUCUCUCAAGCAGAUCAGCGUUGGAUCACAUACCGUGCUUAAUCGUGCCUCUUGUUACACUGCUUUGGCAGUAUCUUCUUUGCCCUCUGGUUCUUGAGCACUUCAUAUGUGGAAUUCUGCGUCAGCAUAUGCAGGUUGGCAGCCUCGGUGGUUUGUUUUAGACAAUGGGAUAUUGUCAUACUAUGAUUCCCAGGAUGAUGUUUGCAAAGGCAGCAAAGGAAGUAUAAAGAUGGCUGUGUGUGAAAUAAAAGUUCAUGCAACAGACAACACAAGAAUGGAGCUAAUCAUCCCAGGGGAGCAGCAUUUCUAUAUGAAAGCAGUUAAUGCAGCUGAAAGGCAAAGAUGGCUGGUAGCACUGGGGAGUGCAAAAGCCUGUUUAGCAGAUACCAGAACAAAAAAAGAAAAAGAAAUAAGUGAGACCAACGAAUCUCUUAAAACCAAAAUGUCCGAACUUCGUCUCUACUGUGAUCUUUUAAUGCAGCAAGUUCAUACAAUACAAGAAUUUGUCCACCAUGAUGAGACUCGCUCUCCUCCCAGCAUUGAGAAUAUGAAUGAAGCCUCUUCCUUGCUUAGUGCCACAUGUAAUACAUUUAUCACAACACUUGAAGAAUGUGUGAAGAUCGCUAAUGCCAAGUUUAAGCCAGAAAUGUUCCAGCUGCCUCACCCUGAUCCCUUGGUUUCUCCUGUGUCACCAUCACCUAUUCAAAUGAUGAAGCGUUCCAUUAGCCAUCCUGGUCCUUGCUAUUCAGAAAGGAUUAAUCACUCUUUAAAAGAACCCAGUUCAUCUCUUAAUCGAUUUUCUCAGCGGCGCAGAAGAACAUACUCAGAUACAGAAUCUUACAGUGAUACACCUUCUGAAGAUUCUCAGAGAUCUGCUCAUUGUUCUAGAAGUGCUGUCAAUGGAGAUCUGGUAUCCUCAGCCAUUCCUGAAGAAAGUAAAUCAGUGUCAAAGGAAAGAUCUGAACUGGAAGAGACUCUUUCAUCCUUUUCCUCCUGAAGCAAUUGAAAGUAUUAAAUUUUCUAUAAAUAAUGCUAUGCAAAAGCUGCUGUAAUUAUACUGUUGUUAUAGGAAGUAGUUAUUUCCCUUUUUAGAAGGAUUUCUCUGCACUUUAUAGAAUAACAUAAAUACUAUCUUUGAAGUGUAUUUUAUCUUUAUAUAGUUUAUUUGCAAGAGUAUUUUCCUAAUAUUUCACAGUUUGAAUGUGCAUUUUUUGGAACAAAUGAUGGCUUUAAUAGAUAAGCAUCCACAUUUGUAAAUGCAGCUCUUUUUAAAACCUGUGGAGGUCUGACUGAUACAUUAGUAAACAAGCAUUAUAAAUUUCAGCAAAAGGUUUUCAUUAUUUUGGAGAAAAUGCAACUUGUGCCAUGGGCCUCUUGGUCAUUUGAACCAGGUCAUCCACCUGGAGCUGUGAUUAGCCCCACAAUGGCUUUAUUUUGCCAGUGUAAGGGCUGUGGGAAUGGGCACUAAUGGCUCUGCUCCAGCAGCUUGACGGUAAUUGACAUUGCCGCCUUUAAAAACACAAGGAUAUACAUAAUCCAGUCCUUAUUUUUAGGCAAUGAAAGUAGAAAUAUUUAGUGUAUUUUUCUAAACAAAUGUAUAAAAAUAACUUAAUAUGAAGUAUUUGUACCAAACACGGGAUAUUUAAUAGUUUUUAUUUAUUUAUUCUUUUUUGCAUCAAAAAUUUCUACCUACUUUCACUACUAAAGGUCUGAGAUCUACUAAAAGCUUCAAAAUGUGCAUAAAUUGUUUCUGGGGUGUGUAGCAUCACAAAUAAUUAAUACAGUGCUGUUAAGAUUUACUCUGCUUACUUAAGAUGUGUUUUUAGCAAAGUAUGGUAAAAACAAGAGCUGAAAUGUUAGACCGUUCUAAGCUGCUGUUGUAAUGGAUAUUUGUAUCUAUACAUGUUUUAUUUAUGACAUAUUUAUACAAAAGGGAGCGUUUGUUUUUGCAACUCCUUUAUAUAUCAUUUGAGGAUGGGAUACACUAGAAGAUGGAUUCUGCUCUCAGUUACAUCAGUGUAAAUUUGCAUUAACUGUAAGUGAGGUCAGGGUCUGACUCUCUUAAUAAUUAAUGAGUAAUAUAGUGUAAUAGUGCCUACUAGCACCUUGGGCAAGAAGGUUGUUAAUGUAAGCUUUUGGGGAUUUUUUGGGUGUUUGUUUAGGGGUGAACUUGGUCUUAGCUGUAGAGCACUUUAAGAAAGCCAUUUACUGUUCUUGAUUUACACAAUUGCUAAAGAAACAUACAGGGUUUUUUGUACUCAAGCACAUACCAAAAUCUGUUUUUAUAAUCAGAUCUUAAAUUUGGUUUAACUAGUCUUCCUUUUGUGUGUAUAAAUAAUUUCAUGCAGGCUGGAAAGAACAGAUGGGAACGGGAGCUUUCCUUAUAAACUUUCGGAAUGUUCAUUUAUCUAGAUCAAAAUAGGUCCAAAUGUUGAGGAAAAACACAAGACCUGUUGGUCUUAUAUAAAAUGCCAGUUUAUAACCAUUAUGUCAGGUUCAAGUGGAAUGGAAUGGUUUGUAAAAGAGGUUUGUGGAUACCAGCUCAGAGCUGUCAUUUGUGCUCAGUUCUGUCAGUUUUCAUGCAAACUGGCAUAUGCAUAUCAGCCACACACAUGCUUGUACAUAUUUUUUUCUGAAUGUUUGCUUUAAUGUUCUGUAGACAUGACAAUUGUAAAAAUAUGUAUUAAAGAAGAUAUUCAAAGAAGUAAACUGCAUACUGCACUGAGAA
Cyanistes caeruleus (blue tit) is the source of this 2744-nucleotide messenger RNA. It is a transcript of the gene PLEKHA3, whose product is annotated as pleckstrin homology domain containing A3. The record is from RefSeq and is a predicted model, not a curated record. NCBI's taxonomy places the organism in Eukaryota, Metazoa, Chordata, Aves, Passeriformes, Paridae. Gene Ontology annotation, biological process: endosome organization; retrograde transport, endosome to Golgi; receptor recycling. Gene Ontology annotation, cellular component: early endosome; trans-Golgi network; recycling endosome.